AUGAAUAGCUCGAUUUUAUAAAAUUUAAAUUAAAAUAAUAAUGAGUAAAUUCACACAGAUAAUGAAUAUAGCUCAUCUAGAAUAUCUUUUUAAGAUUAAAAAAAAAUUUUUGAUUUUUAUGAUUCUAAAUUUGGAAAAGAAGGUUUAGUGGGUGAUCAUGAUGAUGAAAUUUUAGACAAUUUGGCAGUUUAGGAAUAAUAGAAUGUUAAAAAUAAUGGAGAUCAAAAUGAUAUACUUUAAAUAUAAAAUUAAAUGAGCAUAAUUUAGAAAGAAAACCAUGAAUAAAAAAUAGAAAAUUGUAAAAAUAUUUACUUCAAGCCUUUCGCAACAAAUUUUUCAUAUCAGUAUUCAAAUGAGUAAAAUAAAUUCAAUCUUGAUCAUAAAUUAACAUUUUUUUUUCCAAAGCAUAAAUACAAAUAAUACUAAAUCACAAAAGUCAGCUGA
Molecule: messenger RNA, 444 nt
Organism: Tetrahymena thermophila SB210
Lineage: Eukaryota; Ciliophora; Oligohymenophorea; Hymenostomatida; Tetrahymenidae
Exons: 1
Source: RefSeq, a predicted model, not a curated record